Molecule: messenger RNA, 537 nt
Organism: Hymenoscyphus albidus
Lineage: Eukaryota; Fungi; Ascomycota; Leotiomycetes; Helotiales; Helotiaceae
Source: the annotation of a GenBank genome assembly
AUGGCCUCAGUCUUUGCAGAGACUGCGGUCGUAAGUUCAAUUCCAUGAGAAGUAAGUCUUUACCAUGUGUGCAGAGCUCCCAAGGGCACCACUCCCUCUCACUCCACAAUUUAUUCCCCCUUGAGCCUUUGGAAGUUCUAUGCUUACAAAAGCAUGUUUGUAUAAUAGGUUGGCAGCGAUUUAAUUGCCACACGAUCAUCCUCUUCUACGAAUAUCGAAAUGUCGAUUCUGCACCAAAAAGAAAACGCGCCAUCCUCAGAAACUACUUCCUCGAGAAAAUCUAUGCGGUACAUAGGCUCAUGGCUACCCUCAAAUAAUUCUACAUACAAUCUGCUGAUCGGAGGCGGACGGAAACGUCGAUGCUAUGGUGGUCUGGGAUCGUUUCUGAUGUCUGUUGCACGAAACCCAUGGCCAUUCGCUGAAUGGAGCUCUGGUUCAGUCCUGACAGCCAAGUCCAAAUCUUCCAAGAAUAAAAGCAUCCCACUUUCGCAUAUUCCCACGCUUUUACCCGUGGUCAUUCUGUCAGACCCAUGUUAA